CCUUUUUGUGGCCUCUAAAAUGUGUUUGUCUCGAGUUUAGUCGUCGCCACAUGACGGAGCGGAGCUGCCACUGAAAAUCUGCGAUCUACUCUGGCGAUCCAUAAUUCCCACACUUAUUUAGACACACUUAUAUAAUACCCGCUACAUCUUGCCACUGUCUUUUUUCACCGCCUUUUUCCCAACGAAACGCGCGUCAUCGUCACAUCCAAGCAACUGCCAAACGCCCACGCGUAAUACCAUAAUGCCCAGCAGGUCUCGCACACCAUCCCCAGCCACUGAAACCUCUUGCACCUUCUGUCUGUCCCCAGCUCCAAACGAGGGCCACCUACCCACGCUCUCCAGACCUAUCUUGGUGUCGGAUAAUCAGACUGCUCAAGAGAGGUCUACUUCAAAGAAUAGGAACAGGUCGACGUCCAGGACGAGAAAGCACCAGAACGAUGGUAUCGGGGGCAACCUGGUCGGGAGCAUGAAACGGGGUAUUCAGAUAGAUGAUGGGUCGAGAAAGACAACCAGAUUGGGAGUCCUUUUGACCGUUGCACUGAUGCUCUUUACCGUCCUUACCACCAUUUGGAUAUUACGCCUUAAUACUCAAGCACAAUCGGUGGGAGGUUGGAGUAGAAUCGUGGGAAGGUGGCAGAAAGCCUUUGGUGACCAGGUGGGACCUGUGAUGAAAAAAUGGUCGGAAAGGGAUGUUGAGUUCUAGCAGUUUGGAUGUUAUAUGGAUGGCGCCGGGAGCUAGAGGGAGAAAUCAAAAUCUUCAUACCUCACCCUAAGCUAGUGUUGUACACGAUUCAAUGUUACGUUGGCGACAAUGCAUCAAUGACUGUAC
This is a messenger RNA of Cryptococcus deneoformans JEC21, 829 nucleotides long. RefSeq lists its product as hypothetical. The coding region runs from base 242 to 703 and encodes 153 amino acids. The record is from RefSeq and is a predicted model, not a curated record. The transcript has 2 exons. NCBI's taxonomy places the organism in Eukaryota, Fungi, Basidiomycota, Tremellomycetes, Tremellales, Cryptococcaceae.